GCGUUUGGGAUGGAGUCUUCUGGGGCUUGCCGGACCUUGGGAAGGGCCAUUAUUCGCUGAAGCAUUCCAGGGCGGGAGCCCCAAGUCUCUUCUGCUUGGAUAAGGCCAGCCAGCUGUGGGAGUGAGUCUCUGGUUAGACUUCUGCUGAAGGCCGAGACUCUCACACGGGAGACAGUGUUGUGUUGUGGGGUGCUCCAUGUCACGAAGCCACAGACAGGAGAGACUUUGGACAUUAGGGUCAAAUGAGAUGUGAAAGAGACAGCCUGAGUGGCUGUGGCCACACAGGCCUGGAGGCAGGAGACUUCUUGACAGUGGAGCGGGGGUUUCUAAGGGAAAGUCUGAGAAGCUCCCACACCGGGAGGGGAAGGGCUCAGAAACUACUCCGUCUAGGAGUGGAGGCCAACGUCAAAGCCAGCCUGUUCCCCAGAAUGCCUGGCUAGCCUGGAGCAAGGGCCCGCAGCCCUGCCUAUGUGCAGGGUGGCGUGCCUGUGUGGGUGUGCUGGAGGAGGAGGAGGAAGCAGAGCCACCAUACCAUGGCCGUGCGGGCUGUGCGGGCUGGAGGGCGUACACACACACACACACACACACACGCGCACACACACACACACACACACACACAGGCACACAGAUGCGAGCGGGCUGGAGGGCGCACACACACACACACACACACACGCACACAGAUGCGAGCUGUGUGAAUCACCCAGCCUGUGAGUCAGCCCCCAGGAUUCCUGUUGGGGAAUGAGUGAGACCAGGCUGAGGUCUGUCAGUCCAUCUGUUGGUCUGUCUGCCUCCUUCCCCUGUUGGUGUGGAUGCGUGUGUGUGUGUGUGUGUGUGUGUGUGUAUUGUAGGAGGUGGUGGGGAAGGUACCUAGUGCUUGGGAAGGCUUUGGGCAGAGGUGGGAGUUUGACACAUCAGGCCAUGGAUUUGAACAUUAGUUUGGAGGGAGGGAGGUGCUGUGUCUUGUGCAGAGAUCCUCCUGGAGACCGUCCUCCGCCACACGGCGCUCCACAGGCAGGGCUGGAGGGCAGAGGCCAGUUUCUGGGAUGCCUUGGAGGGUCAGUGGGAGGGAUGAUGACCCUGGCUGGAAGCCCACCUGCCUGCCACUUAGAGCUUUCUCAUUUCCACUCCAGGCUGUCUGUCCCCAGACCCCAGAGCACCUCCGGCACCACCAUGACUGGGCUGUUGAAGAGGAAAUUUGACCAGCUGGAUGAGGACAACUCCUUGGUCUCCUCCUCCUCCUCUUCUUCUUCCUCUGGGUGCCAAUCUCGCUCCUGCUCCCCAAGCUCAAGCUCUUCUGUCUCCCGUGCCUGGGACUCAGAGGAGGAAGGCCCCUGGGAUCAGAUGCCCCUGCCUGACCGUGACUUCUGUGGCCCCAGAAGUUUCACCCCCCUGUCUAUCCUGAAGCGGGCUCGCCGGGAGCGCCCAGGCCGUGUAGCCUUUGAUGGGAUCACCGUCUUCUACUUUCCCCGUUGCCAGGGCUUCACCAGUGUGCCCAGCCGUGGUGGCUGUACUCUGGGUAUGGCCCCUCGCCACAGUGCCUGCCGCCACUUCUCUUUGGCUGAGUUUGCACAGGAGCAAGCCCGUGCACGGCACGAGAAGCUCCGCCAGCGCUUGAAAGAGGAGAAGUUGGAGAUGCUGCAGUGGAAGCUUUCGGCAGCCGGGGUACCCAAGGCAGAGGCAGGGCUACCACCUGCGGUGGAUGCCAUUGAUGAUGCCUCUGUGGAGGAGGACUUGGCAGUCGCUGUGGCAGGUGGCCGGUUGGAAGAAGUGAGCUUCCUACAGCCCUACCCAGCCCGGCGACGUCGAGCUCUGCUGAGGGCUUCGGGCGUGCGAAGGAUCGAUCGGGAGGAGAAGCGGGAGCUGCAGGCACUGCGCCAAUCCCGGGAGGAUUGUGGCUGUCACUGCGAUAGGAUCUGCGACCCUGAGACCUGCAGCUGCAGCCUAGCAGGCAUCAAGUGUCAGAUGGACCACACAGCAUUCCCCUGUGGCUGCUGCAGGGAGGGCUGUGAGAACCCCAUGGGCCGUGUGGAAUUUAAUCAGGCGAGAGUUCAGACCCAUUUCAUCCACACACUCACCCGCCUGCAGUUGGAACAGGAGGCUGAGAGCUUUAGGGAGCUAGAGGCCCCUGCCCAGGGCAGCCCACCCAGCCCUGGUGAGCAGGCCCUGGUCCCUGCUUUCCCACUGGCCAAGCCCCCCAUGAACAAUGAGCUGGGAGACAACAGCUGCAGCAGCGACAUGACUGAUUCUUCCACGGCAUCUUCCUCAGCAUCAGGCACUAGUGAGGCUCCUGACGGCCCUACCCACCCAGGCCUGCCUGGCCCUGGCUUCCAGCCUGGCGUUGAUGACGACAGCCUGGCACGGAUCCUGAGUUUCAGUGACUCUGACCUCGGCGGGGAGGAGGAGGAAGAGGAGGAAGGGAGUGUGGGGAACCUGGACAACCUCAGCUGCUUCCAUCCAGCUGACAUCUUUGGUACUAGUGACCCUGGUGGCCUGGCCAGCUGGACCCAUAGCUAUUCUGGCUGUAGCUUCACAUCGGGCAUCCUGGAUGAAAAUGCCAAUCUCGAUGCCAGCUGCUUCCUAAAUGGUGGCCUUGAAGGGUCAAGAGAAGGCAGCCUUCCUGGCAACUUAGUGCCACCCAGCAUGGACGCUGGCCAGAGUAGCUCAGUGGAUCUCAGCUUGUCUUCUUGUGACUCCUUUGAGUUACUCCAGGCUCUGCCAGAUUAUAGUCUGGGGCCUCACUACACAUCACAGAAGGUGUCUGACAGCCUGGACCACAUCGAGGCACCUCACUUCCCCCUGCCUGGCCUCUCUCCACCUGGGGAUGCCAGCAAUUGCUUCCUGGAGUCCCUCAUGGGCUUCUCCGAGCCAGUCGCCGAAGCCCUAGAUCCCUUUAUCGACAGCCAGUUUGAGGACACUGUCCCAGCAUCUCUAAUGGAGCCUGUGCUGGUGUGAGGACCAGGAUGCCUUUUCCCAGCCCCAAGGGACCUGUUGCUGCUUUCUUGUAAUUGUGGGGCUCCCCAGAGUCUCUGUAACAGUCUCCCACUGGCUGGCUCACUCACAGGUGCCAUGCGCACACUCCUGGUUUUCAUACAGUUCUCUGGGUUUAUUUAUUUGUUUUAACUUUUCUGUACUGAAGAGAGGAUUGGGGGGAGGGGCUUCCUGUUUCAGCUGCCCGGACCCCCACACCCACAGUUUGCUCUUCCAUCUCCACAAUGUGAGCCUGGAAGAGGAGAAAAUGUGGCUCCUCUGGAGCUUGGCAGACCACUUUUCGGUCUUUGCAUGAUGUUCCUUAGCCCAAAGACGGUGAGACAGGGCUGAAAUCAGGUGGCUUCUGCCAUGCUGAGCCCUAGACCCAUGGGUGGCUAAAUCCUCUGGACUGUGAAGACUAUAAUUUAUUUCCAUAAUUUAUUUGGAGAUUGAGGAGGCUUUGGUUGCACCUCUCUGGCUGGUGGGUAGUGCCGGGGUGGGGUGGGCACAGGCCCUCAAGGAGCCCCUUUUGCCUUGUAGUCUUACACCUUGCCCUGCCUGGGCUUUGGUGCAGACUGGGUGUGGAUUUGAGCUCUAUGAUCUAUGUUUGCUGCCUGGCUCCUGGAUGGCUCUGCAGGCAGGUGCUGGCCAAGGACAUCAUCUAGGCAGGGGGAGAGGCUGGGCUAACCAGCUGUGACCAAAACUCCCUUCUGCCCCACCCUGCCCCCUCCACUUCCUGCCCUCUGUUCCAUCUUCCCCUUCCCCAAAGGCCGUAGCCUUUAUUCCAGGCCCAGGGAUGUAGGAGGGGGAAGGAGGAAACAGGAGGCCCAGAGAGGGCAAAGGGCCUACCUCGGGCGCGAACCAUGCCCCAGACUAUUAUCUCAGGGCUUUCUGGGCACUGCACUUUGGCCUGGCCCACCUGCCCAUGCCCUGAGGCCAGUUGGUGAGGGGUGGCUCCUGAGGGCUUUUAUACCCUUUGUUUGCUAAUGUUUAAUUUUGCAUCAUAAUUUCUACAUUGUCCCUGAGUGUCAAAACUAUAAUUUAUUCCAUUUCUGUGUCAGUGCCAAGAAACGCAGGCUCUGGGCCUGCCCCCUUGCCCAGGAGGCCUUGCCAGCCUGUGUGCUUAUGGGAACACCUUGUACCUGAGCUUACAGGUACCAAUAAAGAGGCUUUAUUUUUAA
Molecule: messenger RNA, 4148 nt
Organism: Macaca mulatta (Rhesus monkey)
Lineage: Eukaryota; Metazoa; Chordata; Mammalia; Primates; Cercopithecidae
Gene: CSRNP1
Product: cysteine and serine rich nuclear protein 1
Biological process (GO): regulation of transcription by RNA polymerase II
Cellular component (GO): nucleus
Molecular function (GO): DNA-binding transcription factor activity, RNA polymerase II-specific; sequence-specific DNA binding
Source: RefSeq, a predicted model, not a curated record